Messenger RNA from Punica granatum (pomegranate), 2052 nucleotides. The record is from RefSeq and is a predicted model, not a curated record. Lineage: Eukaryota; Viridiplantae; Streptophyta; Magnoliopsida; Myrtales; Lythraceae.
CGUAGACAAUCAUAGCCUUCUCCGAAACGGAGCUGAAUCGUUUUGACACCCCAACAACGGGAGGAGAACGCCGCUCUCGCAAGAAAAGGGGGAGCCCACUGAACUGACAGCUGAAGCUGCAGAGACCCCAAUUCCAAGAUCUCCGUCGAUCGCCCUUUCAAUUCUCUGAGUACAUUGCUGUCAAGAACUGGGGGGUCCAUGAAACAGUCGAACCCAAUUGCAGAGCCAGUAGGGCAGAAUCUGAUAAAGCUCAUCAGCAAUCUGUGCUUCUCCGUGUUUGUGUUCGGCGUGCUCAUAUUUACUGUGAUUGCCAUCACAUACAAGUCCCCAGAUCCAUGGCUCGAGUCUGCUCCCGCCAUGACCAAGUUCUUCACCCAGAGCGAGAACGCCACUUUCAAGAACGACAACUCCAUCCUCAGGACGGGGGAGGAUCUGCAGCUCUCUCAAAUCGCUCCUGCUUCCGCGAUCACGGAGUCGUCGAUCGAGAAAGUCGAGGAGAAGAUUGCGAGCUCGCUGGAGCUUGAAUCGGGCUGCAGGGAGAUGACCACGAGCCCAGUUAAUUGCUCGGACCCGCGGGUCCUUGUCGCUGUCGAGAAGUUCAAUCUUCGGGCUUUUAAGUCCAUCGCCUUCUUGGAGUAUCAAACUCCAGUUAGCGGGUCGAGACCCGAUGAGUGUGACGUGGCGUGGAGGUUCAGGAACAAGAAGGAGAAGUCUUGGAGGAAGUAUAGAGACUUUAGGAGGUUCAAGAUUGGGAUAGGAGAGAAUUGUACGUUUAAAGUAGUUCAUCCAGGAGGCUGGCAUUCAGGUAUUAAUGCUCGGAGGCCUAAGAAUCGGUAUAGCGCGACAACUGGCGGUGCUACUCCGAAAAUCUCAGCUCCGAUUCGUGAUGAUGAGAUCAAUGACACAAUACCGAGUUUAGGGUCUGAUGUGAAUUUUAGAAAAGGGAGGUACUUGUACUAUUCGCGAGGAGGGGAUUACUGCAAGGGAGUAAAUCAUUAUCUGUGGAGUAUCUUGUGCGGGUUAGGGGAAGCAAGGUACUUAAACCGGACGUUCGUGUUGGAUUUAAGUAUGUGUCUGUCAGCGACUUACAGUUCGACUAAUAAGGACGAGGAGGGGAAGGAUUUUCGGUUCUAUUUUGACUUUGAGCAUCUUAAGGAGGUGGCUUCAAUUGUGGAGGAAGGCGAGUUUAUUCGGGACUGGAAGAAAUGGAACCGGGCCCACAAAAAGAAGGUUCCUGUUCAGAAAGUUCCGACCUAUAAGGUUAGUCCGAUGCAACUUAAGAGAGAUAAAAGCACCAUCAUAUGGAGGCAGUUCGAUGCUCCUGAACCAGAGAAUUAUUGGUAUCGAGUCUGUGAAGGGCAAGCUGAAAGGUACAUUCAGAGGCCAUGGCAUGCUCUAUGGAAAUCAAAGAGGCUAAUGAACAUAGUCUCAGAAAUUAGCGGGCGAAUGGAUUGGGACUUUGAUGCAGUUCAUGUGGUUCGAGGCGAGAAGGCCCAGAACAAGGAGCUGUGGCCCAACCUAGACUCUGAUACCUCUCCCGAUUCGCUCGUUGCAAAGCUCAAGGGGAUGAUUCAGCCCGGGAGGAACCUCUAUGUUGCGACAAACGAGCCUUUCUACAACUACUUUGACAAGUUGAGGUCAUACUAUAAGGUCCAUCUGCUUGAGGACUACAAGGAGCUCUGGGGGAACACGAGCGAGUGGUACAACGAGACAAGGUUGCUGAAUGAUGGGAAACCAGUGGAGUUUGAUGGGUUCAUGAGAGUCGCCGUGGAUACUGAGGUUCUAUACAGAGCAAAGGUCCGCGUGGAGACAUUCAACAACUUAACGAGAGAUUGCAAGGAUGGAAUUAAUACCUGCUGAACAGGUCGGAGGCUUCUUUUUGGUGGUUUUUCUGUUUACUGAUUCACAUCUCUUGUAUGUUACUGUAUACUUGUCCCCUUUUUUGAAAUAGAUGAGUCGAGAUUAUUACAUGAUUCUUGUUGUAUAUGCACGUUACCCAUGAUAUCAGUUAUUCAGGAUAUAUUCACAUGCCAAUACUGCCUUUGCUUUGAA